Dunckerocampus dactyliophorus (ringed pipefish) is the source of this 1744-nucleotide messenger RNA. RefSeq names its product regulator of G protein signaling 7 binding protein a (gene rgs7bpa). The coding region runs from base 161 to 919 and encodes 252 amino acids. Gene Ontology annotation, cellular component: postsynapse; nucleus; neuron projection. Gene Ontology annotation, biological process: G protein-coupled receptor signaling pathway. The record is from RefSeq and is a predicted model, not a curated record. NCBI's taxonomy places the organism in Eukaryota, Metazoa, Chordata, Actinopteri, Syngnathiformes, Syngnathidae. The transcript has 6 exons.
GCCACAAAGCCAUAAGCGAGGUUCGGGUCCGGGUGAGUCGAGGGGAGGACGGUGUGAAGUGGAGUUGUGUGAGGAGAGGAGGAAGGUGGUGGUGCCGGUGGAGGGGGGAGCAAGAGCCAUCCUUCUCUAUUAGGACUGUUCUGUUAGUGUGUGUGUAUGCAUGAGUUCUGCAUCGAAUGGGCGCAAAAACCGCCCCAAAUCGGCCGGGAACAUCUUCCAGAUCGGUAAGCCUCUCUACCGAGACCCCCAGCGGAGGGAGAGCACGGAGAGUAGCCGCAGAGCCCAGCGCGCCGUGGCCGACUGCAGGAUGAUCGUCCAAGAGUUCAACACGCUGGUGGCUCUGUAUCGUGAGCUGGUCAUCUCCAUCGGCGAAAUCACAGUGGACUGUCCUACCUUACGGGCUGAGAUGCUGAGGACUAGAACCAAAGGCUGUGAGAUGGCCAGGGCCGCGCACCACAAUCUGUCUUUGAUAUCAGGGCCAGAGGACGGUGAGAUCCACCCUGAGAUCUGCAGGCUUUUCAUCCAGCUGCAGUGCUGCCUGGAAAUGUACAUCACUGAGAUGCUCAAAUCUUUCUGCUUGCUGGGCUCCCUGCAGCUCCACAGGAAAGGUAAAGACAUCUGCAGCCCCUCCACAGUGCAGGACAGGAAGGCUGAGGAGAGCUCAGACAUCCCCAUCCUGGAGGACACCUCUUCCUCGCCCACUGACUGUCCUCAACUCUCUUGGCUGGUGGCCACAGACAUAGAAAACAUAGAAAAGGACAUGCGGGACAUGAAGAACCUUCUCAGUAAACUCAGGGAGACAAUGCCUUUACCACUGAAGAACCAAGACGACAGCAGUUUGCUCAACCUGUCUCCCUACCCGCUGGUCCGACAGAGGAAGAGACGCUUCUUUGGCCUCUGUUGCUUGGUAACCAGCUGAGGCCCCGCCCUCUUGGCAUCAACAAAACAUUGCCCACAGUCCUCCAUCAUGUGUGUCUCCCACCACUCUAUACUACAGUACUGCCAUUUUUAAACAAAACAAAAAAGAAGGCUUUUUUUUGUAAUACAAGGAAGACCUCACAUUCCAGGAUAAACUUGACCUGGCAACAGAUUCUCACAUUUAUUGGGGGUAAAAAAGGUGUCCAGUGUUUCAUGUAAAAGAGAAAAUGUUUGGAAAAGACUGUAUUCCCUUUUGCAAAACAAAAGAAAGAAGAGUGUAAUUGUCUGUUUUGUCAGAAUAUGUGAAGUAAAAGCCACCUGAAUGUGAAAGGAUGGCAAAGACUAGGAAGUCAUUUAUAAUGUGUAGUCCACCAGUCUGUUCCCCCCCCCCCGCCCGUAGUCUUCCAUUAAAGAUAAACCUGUACCCAACUUUAACUUUCCAGCUUUCAAAGUGCAAUACACUGUAUGAUACAGUGGAGAACUCGUUUGCACACACUAUACAAAUAUACAACUUUAGACUUGUGUAAUUACACCUAUUGUGUCUGCCCUAUGAAUUGUUAGGUUGUUGGUCGGUGCCCAGUAUGGCGCCUUCUUGUGGAUGAUGCUUGUUAUUAGGGUUUAGGGCCAGGUGAAUUUAGAUCAUUUUGCAUUCUUAAUAAAACUUUUGUUAUUGAAAUUAUUGGACGAGUGAGGGUUUUUUUAUGUCAUGCAGUACCGUCAAAAUCCACUAGGAGGAGACACGUCGUCACUAAAGAUGUUGUCGUUUGGGCACGUGGCUUUGCUACAUUACGGUUUAUGAUGAUAAAGUGAUGCAACUCAUGGCAAA